UUGUUCCAGCCAUGCCCGAUGACCCCCAGCCAACGGUCAUCUCAACCACCAAGACCAAGCCACAUCCCCCCACAAGAGACGAAGAGGAUGACGUCAUCUCGAACGCCAUUGGCGAAUUCGGCAAAUGGCAGCUGCUCCACACUUUCCUCUUGUCACUGUUCAACGUGCCUUGCACGUGGCACAUUUUUGCACCCACCUUCCACGCGGCGGAGAGAGACACGUGGUGUGCCAGGACGCAUGCGUAUAGGGACAUAGCACCUAAGGUAUGGCGCGCCUGCACCCAACCUAAUGGCGACUUCUGCCGAAUGCUGGACGUCGGAAAUGGAACCGACGGCGAUUGGGAGGAUUUCGCAGCAAUGUGCACCAAUGCCACUGGGUUAGCCAUGGUCACGUGUGACACGUGGGAGUUUGGCGGUGAAGGUUCAACGAUUAUAUCCGAAUUUAAUUUGGUCUGUGAUAGAAAAAACUUAAUAAACUUCGCUGAGAUGAUGUUUCUCGGAGGUGUAGCUAUAGGUGGUUUAGUGUGUGGUAUUUUGUCGGACAAGUACGGUAGAAAAAGGACUUUAAUGGCUUCAGUUUUGAUACAAACUAUCUUAGGUUGCGCGAUAGCCUUCAGUCCUUGGUUCCUCGUGUACGCCAUCUUGCGAGCCUUGCUAGGCUUCAUCUCAGUAUCAGUGGUGUUCAGCGGCUUCGUGCUGGCCAUUGAACUUGUUGGAGGUCAUUGGAGGACAGUGGCUGGUAUCUCCUACCUCUUCCCGGUCUCAGUAAGCUAUAUGACCAUCGCUGGAUUAGCAUGGGAACUCAGGGAGUGGAGACAGUUGCAGGCGGCUAUAUCGUUGCCAGGAUUCCUGUUUCUUGGACUGUGGUGGGUGCUUCCAGAAUCUCCAAGAUGGCUUCUGGCCUUAGGCCGCACGACAGAAGUGAUGUCCAUUCUAGAAAGCGCCUGCAAGUUCAACGGGAAGAAACUUCCUCCGAACUUGGACAAGCAGUUGCUUCCAGGAGCAAACGAUGAACCAGUGGAAAACGUGAGCGUCCUGGACCUGUUCAAGACCAUUCAGAUGAGGAAAAGGACUCUGUGCUUGUUUUUGAUCUGGUUCAGUGUUUAUUUAGUGUACUAUGGACUUGUGCUGAAUCUGGGAAAUAUUGGCGGGAACCUUUAUGUUAACUCGGUUCUCCAAGGCGCCGUCGAGAUCCCAGCAGUAGCCAUCAGUAUCUUCAUUCUCCUGAAGGGCGGUCGUCGUUGGCCCUUGUCCCUCACUAUGGUGAUCUCAGGGAUUGCAUGCGCCCUUACAGUGCCAAUCUAUCUGGCCACCGCUGAUAUGCAAUGGGUGGUCACCUCUUUGACCAUGAUCAGCAAAUUCUGCGUCAGCUCUUCCAAUGCCAUCAUGCCAGUAUUCACUGCUGAGUUGUAUCCGACCACCAUAAGGAAUAUUGGCGUUGGGGCGGCCAACGUGUCCGCAGGGAUUGCGUUGAUGUUGGUACCGUACUUGUGGAACUUGUCCACUCUUCAUGCGAGCGUCCCUAUGUCAGUCCUAGCAGUUUUCGGGGUUUUCGGAGGUCUAUCAGUCCUUUUCCUCCCGGAGACUGGUGGAGUGAGGCUUAUAGACACCAUCAAGGAAGAAAAAGAGAUCACGAAGAUCGCUGACAUCGAAACUAACGAAAACAAGAAGAUCAACAAUAAUUGCUGUACAUAGAAUUUGCGUAGGUACUUACUGAGUGAUAACGUAGGUAUACAAGGAACUUGAGCAGUUCUGUGCAAGUGAAAAGUGAAACUUCAAAAUUGAAGGUUAAUUGAGAUGACAAUGGACUAAUUUCUGUGUAUAACUUCUAAGAAGUGUGGACAUUUAGUUGCUUAGCAUAAACGAGAUCGUGUGAAUCUGUAUUUAUAGCUCACUACCAUAAUGGAAGAGAGUGGCAUAACUCGUCGUACGCCAAUGUUAACGCAGGUCUUAACAGUGGCGUAGUCUCUCUUCGAUUCUGGUCAAAUUAUCAUAACAGAAGACAAAUAUAUGUUUUCAUGCCAAAAUAAAACUUAUUUUCAAUCAAUUUUUACACAUACAAAAUUAAAUUGUGGAAUAUAUUUUGUAAAAACUACUUAUAACUUGAACAACUUAACCAGAAUACUCUAAUGAAAAGACUAAAUAAAUGAUAUCUUCAGUGCAUCCGACUCCAGUGCCAUCCUUUUGUUUAUGUUUUAUGCUAAACGAUGAUUCAAACUAUAAUCAGAACAACAGUAGAAUAAGUGUAAUGAGUACAUCGUUUCCCAAGAGUUUGCAACCCACAUGUCAUGUUGACAAGAUAACAGCAACAUGGUCAUUGGGCCAUUCCUCCAUAGAUGGCGCUUGCAGCAAGCAAACUGUCGAGCAGUCUGCGGAUUAUUGGCACAGUUGAUUAAAUGUAUACUUCAUAUGUGCAUACGUAUAUGUUUGGACUAAUAUUUAGUCUGUUAGUAUUCAUGAACAAAUAAAUUAAGGUUAAAGUAAAUGAAAAUGUCAUGUCACCAUUUGACUUAGCAAAAUUGCUGUGAACUUUUAUAGCGCUUCUAAACGGGCAAUGUUUAUUUACCUAUAUUUUUGGCAUUUCGAACCUAUUUUCAGAGUGCCAAAUGUAACCUAAUGCAAGUAAUCCAAUCGUACAAGCCGUUCUAGCCUGAUAUUGUAGUGCUUCCGAGGAGAAAUUCUGACCAGAUGUGUCUACACAUCGCAGACAAUACGCGUAUUGUCAAGACAAUGACUAAUGUAAUUUUAAGAAUUUCAAAAUAUAAAAUUAUCCAAAAUGUUCAGUCCCAAAAUUUCCGAAAUUUACAAAUUUUCCAAAAUUUCCAACGUGCCCAAAAUUUACAAUGUCCAAAAUUUCCAAAAUUUCCCAAAUUUUCAAAAUAUUCAAGAUUUUAAAAAUCUUAGAAAUUUUCAAUAUUUUAAAAAUUUUCAAAAUUUUAUAAAUAUUCAAAAUUCUAAAAAUUUUCAAAAUUUCCAAAAUUUUCUAAUUUUCCAGUAAUUUGAAAAUUUUCAUAAUUUCCGAAAUUUCCUACCAAAAUUUCCAAAAUUUACAAGAUUUCUAAAAUUUUCAGUUUUAAAAAUAUCCGAAAUUCCCAAAAUUUUCGAAAUUUUCAAAAUUUUCAAAAUUUUCUAAAUUUUCAAAAUUUUAUAAAUAUUCAAAAUUUUCAAAAUUUCCAGUAAUUUAAAAAUUUUCACAAUUUCCGAAAUUUCCUACCAAAAUUUCCAAAAUUUACAAGAUUUCUAAAAUUUUCAAAGUUUUAAAAAUAUCCGAAAUUCCCAAAAUUUUCGAAAUUUCUGAAAGUUACAGAAUUUUCAAAAUUUCCGAAAUUUCUCAAAUUUCCAAAAUUUCCAAAAUUUUCAAAUUUUCCAGUAUUUUAGAAAUUUUCAAAAUUCCUGAAAUUUCCUACCAAAAUUUAAAAAAUUUACAAAAUUUCCAAAAUCUCCAAAAUUUACAAAAUUUCCAAGAUUUUCAAAAUUUCCAAAGUUUCUAAAAUUUGCAUAACCUCGAAUAUUUCCAAAAUUUUAUAGCUGCAUUACUCAUUUCUAAAGCAUGAACAAAAACCAAGAGAUCAUAGCACCAGCAUUAAAUCCAUAGAGAACAAAGUUCACUUCAUAUUUAUCGAUACUUUUUCAUUCAAAAUGCUUCAUCAUAUAUUUCAUAUUCUUAUUUGCCGCGAAUGCGUUUUAUGUUACAUAGAGAAUCGACAGACAAUCAUUCACGUCCCGUACUCAAUGUGUACAAACGAGACAGAGAGAUAAAUGCAUACGUUAAAGCGAAAGCGCGAAUUUUAAUCCACAGACUCGUUGUCCUUGGUGUCAGGCACGCUUCGUUCGCGCUCUCUCUCUAACAAACAUGCCUCUCUCUCUCUAUCUCUCUCAUACACAUGAAAUACAAGACCUCAAUGAUUCUCUGCCAAUCGUGUAUAAGCUGUAUGUUGUCCUUGUAAAGUGUAUAAAUUGUGUAGAUAUUAGUUGUCCAUGUACCUAUACUUACAUAUUUAUUUUGUCAUAAAUAGAUAGUUAAGAAGUUAAUGUUAACUGUAGGAUGUUCAGUAUUUUUAUGUAUAAGGCAUCAAUGUCCAGUUAAAAUAAUCUUUACAGUACUUAAUAAUUUUAAAUGUGUACACUAUAACGAAUGUCGAAAUUAUUUGAAUAUUGU
Messenger RNA from Acanthoscelides obtectus, 4158 nucleotides. The record is from the annotation of a GenBank genome assembly. NCBI's taxonomy places the organism in Eukaryota, Metazoa, Arthropoda, Insecta, Coleoptera, Chrysomelidae.